Messenger RNA from Aegilops tauschii subsp. strangulata, 1986 nucleotides. Its product is annotated as peptide-N4-(N-acetyl-beta-glucosaminyl)asparagine amidase A. The record is from RefSeq and is a predicted model, not a curated record. Lineage: Eukaryota; Viridiplantae; Streptophyta; Magnoliopsida; Poales; Poaceae.
CCUUAAAUUCUCAGCCUUCACGGGGACACAACCGUGCACGCACCAUGCCUACCUCCUCUGCUCCCCGCCUCUUCCUCCUCUGCUUCUUCGCUCUGCUCUCCCACUCCCACUUCUCCGCCGCUAGGCCGCACCACCUCCGCCUCUCGGCCGAGGACGUCGCCACGGUCGAGGCGGCGCUGCCGGCUCGCCACCUCGCCAAGGCCAAGACCACCUUCUUCGAGGUCAACCGGCCGCUGCACCCGCCGCGGGGGAGCUCGGGACCCUGCUCCACGCUCCUCCUCUCCCAGUCCUUCGCGCUCACCCUCAACAAGCCGCCGGUCACCGCCGCCUACUCGCCGCCCUCCUGCCUGAGCGGCGCGGAGGACGUCUCCCUCGCCGUCCUCGAGUGGCGCGCCGACUGCCACGGCGUCCAGUACGACCGCAUCUUUGGCGUCUGGCUCGGCGGGGCGGAGCUCCUCCGCGGCAGCACCGCCGAGCCGCGCCCGGGCGGCGUCACGUGGUCCGUGCACAAGGACGUCACCAAGUACGCCUCCCUCCUCGCGGCCGGCAACUCCACGCUCGCGGUCUACCUCGGCAACCUCAUCGACGACACCUACAACGGCGUCUACUACGCGAACCUCACGCUUCACCUCUACUUCCGGGGCAAGGCCCAGCUGACGUCGGAAGCGUCGACGCCCGCCCACCUGAUCGUCCCCGUCUCGAGAAGCCUCCCUCUCGACGAUGGGCUUUGGUUCGUGGUCCAGAACAAGACCGACGUCGAGUCCACGCGCGUCGCCGUGCCGGCCAACGCUUACCGCGCGGUGCUCGAGGUCUACGUCUCGUCCCACUACUCCGACGAGUUCUGGUACAUGAACACGCCGGACCAGAACGGGCCGUUCCGCGAGGUCACUGUCCUGCUCGACGGCGACGUCGUCGGUGCCGUGUGGCCGUUCCCGGUGAUCUACACCGGCGGCAUCAACCCCCUCAUCUGGCGCCCAAUCACCAGCAUUGGCUCGUUCAAUCUGCCCACCUACGACAUCGAGCUCACGCCGUUCUUGGGGAAGCUGCUGGACGGCAAGGAGCACGAGGUCGGGUUCGCGGUGACCAACGCGCAGAACUCGUGGUACGUGAACGGCAACCUCCACCUCUGGCUCGACCCCAAGAGCUCCACGACCACCGGCGGCCUCAUCUCCUACGACGCGCCGAAGCUGUCGGGGAGCAUCACAUCGCACUCCGUGGACGGCAUCGACGGGGAGUACCGCGCGACGGCGAGCCGCAACAUCUCGGCCACGGGGUGGGUAAGCUCGUCGCGCGGCAACAUCACCACCACGUUCGCCCAGCGGCUCAGCUUCGCGAACUCGAACGUGGUGAGCAACAAGGGCAGCUCGCAGGUGAUCAACCAGACCACCGACGCUCACGCCGACGUCGGCGGCGGCGCGUACGCGCAGCAGGUGCACCAGAGCUUCCCGCUCUACAUCUUCCAGGGCGGCGACGGCAGCGGCACCUCCUCGCAGCGGCUGAAGCGGCGCGUGGAGAUCGGGUUCGUGGAGUCCCGCGCGGGCGCCGGCGGGGCGGGGACGAGCACGCUGCGCAACGAGCAGGUGGCGGAGGCGGAGGUGGUGCUCCGGGACGACCAGGUGGCCGGCGCGUCGUGGCGGAUGCACCAGGUGUACAACUACGGCGCCAGCAACGGCGGCUGCUACUUGAGGAACGUGACCAGCGUCGGCUACGACGUGCUUUUCGACCAUGACGUGGCGUCGUGCGCCGGGACGCGCCGACGUUGACGGCUGUCGGCCGGCGCCCGCCUACGUGGUAGAUGGCCGGGAUAACGGCCAGGAAGGGACCUGGUGUAAACUGUAAUGGGAACAGAAGUGGGCCCUAAUAGUUUCGUACUACUAUAGUCUUUGCGUUGUGAUGGGUCGUCUCGUGUCCUUAGCUCUGAAUAAGAAAGGAGUGACGUGAUGUAUAUGUAACCAAAAUAUAAAGACGAACAUAUGGUUAUGCGCA